AUGGUGCAUUUAUCAUUUGCUCGAUAUGCUUCGAUCGGUUUCCUUGGAUUGGGAAAUAUGGGUAAACAUAUGGCAACGAAUUUGAUUGCGGCAAAUCAUCAAGUUAAAAUCUUCGAUGUAAACCCUCAAGCACUUGACCAUUUUAAAGAUCAAAAACAAGCAAAAGUUGUAUCUGUUCCACAGAAUGCUGUUGAAGGUUCGGAAUUUAUUGUUUUAAUGUUACCCAAUGGUAAAGUUGUUCGUGAUGUUUGUCAAUCGAAUGUUUUUCCAGUAGCAAAGAAAGGUACAUGUAUCAUUGAUUGUAGUACAAUUGAUGUACGUACAUCGAAAGAAAUGGCAGAAGUUGCUCACAGUAAAAAUAUCGGCUUCGUCGAUGCGCCUGUUUCGGGCGGUAUAACCGGUGCUCAGAAAGGUACAUUAACAUUUAUGGUUGGUGCUCAAGUCGAUGAUUUUAAAAAAGUUGAACCUAUUCUCAGUAAAAUGGGUAAAAACAUUGUUCAUGCCGGUCCAAAUGGUAGUGGUUUAAUUGCUAAGAUCUGCAAUAAUCUACUCUUAGGUAUCAGUAUGAUUGGUACCUCGGAAGCAAUGAAUCUCGGUAUCAAACUCGGUCUUGAUCAAGAAGUUUUAGCAAAACUGAUCAAUUCUUCCACUGGUCAAUGUUGGUCAAGUCAAACAUACAAUCCAUGUCCCGGUAUUGUUCCCACUGUUCCAUCAAGUAACGAUUACAACGGUGGUUUCGCCAGUGAAAUGAUGAUUAAAGAUCUUUUACUUGCUCUUGGUAUACGCUUAUUACUUCUCAUUUCAUCAUCAUGCUUUCCUUUUCGAUUUUUAGAUGCAGCGAAGGAAGUUCAAGCAUCGACACCAUUAACUGAAAAGGCCACGGAUGUCUACCGUAAAAUCUGCUCAAGUGGAUUAAACAAACGUGAUUUCAGUGUUGUUUUUAAAUAUCUUAAUGAACAAUAG
Adineta ricciae is the source of this 963-nucleotide messenger RNA. The record is from the annotation of a GenBank genome assembly. Lineage: Eukaryota; Metazoa; Rotifera; Eurotatoria; Adinetida; Adinetidae.